GAGUAGAUCUAAAGUUAAACGCCAACAGCUGUACAUAACCUUAUAAUAAAUGCAGUAGUAGCAAAACACUCAGAGCACGUGUGGUUUAUAAUACAGUUAAUUAAGUGAACCCUUAGGCGAGUAACAUCUUUAACCCCUCUUAAAACAAUGCCGAAGUCAAAACGAGACAAGAAAAUUUCCUUAACAAAAACAAGUAAGAAAGGUAAAGCUUUGAAGGAGAAAGUAAUUGAAGAUGUUAAAUUGUGCGUUGAAAAAUUUCAGAGUGUCUAUGUCUUUACAUAUAAAAAUAUGCGGACAGAUAAAAUGCAAGAUAUCAGGCAAGAAUGGAAACCUAGUAGAUUUUUCUUUGGAAAAAAUAAAGUAAUAGGUUUAGGAUUAGGAAGAACACCCGAACAAGAAAUUAAUGAUGAUUUGCACAAGAUUUCUAAAUGUCUCAAAGGGCCAUGUGGUUUACUAUUUACUGACUGUGAGAAGAAAGAAGUUUUGGAAUGGUUUAGUGAUUUUAGCAUAGAAGAUUAUGCUAGAUCAGGCUUUAAAGUUGAUGUAACUAUAAAACUAAGAGAAGGUCCAUUAAAACAAUUUCCACAUUCAAUAGAACCAUAUUUAAGACAACUAGGAAUGCCUACAAAAUUAGAUAAAGGGGUUGUAACAUUAGUAAAAGAUUAUGAAGUUUGUAAAGAAGGCUCCAUUCUUACUCCUGAACAAGCAAAAAUUUUACAACUUUUGGACUAUAAACUGGCUAAAUUUAAACUUACUUUGAAAGCAUGUUGGAUCAAGGGAGAAGGUUUUGAAAAGUUUCAUUUAGAAGAUGAAACUGAGGAUCAAGGAAUGGAAGAAGAAGAAUGCAUUGACAAUUAAUUAGUAAAGGAGAUUAACUAAAAUAUUGAGAUGUUAAUGUUUUAAUUUUUUUUAUUUUACAAUUAGAAUAUUACAAACA
Molecule: messenger RNA, 937 nt
Organism: Agrilus planipennis (emerald ash borer)
Lineage: Eukaryota; Metazoa; Arthropoda; Insecta; Coleoptera; Buprestidae
Gene: RpLP0-like
Product: mRNA turnover protein 4 homolog
Exons: 4
Coding region: 148-858 (236 amino acids)
Biological process (GO): ribosomal large subunit assembly; rRNA processing; ribosomal large subunit biogenesis
Cellular component (GO): nucleolus; preribosome, large subunit precursor
Molecular function (GO): RNA binding
Source: RefSeq, a predicted model, not a curated record